Molecule: messenger RNA, 813 nt
Organism: Penicillium soppii
Lineage: Eukaryota; Fungi; Ascomycota; Eurotiomycetes; Eurotiales; Aspergillaceae
Product: HpcH/HpaI aldolase family protein
Exons: 3
Coding region: 1-813 (270 amino acids)
Cellular component (GO): cytoplasm
Molecular function (GO): aldehyde-lyase activity
Source: RefSeq, a predicted model, not a curated record
AUGCAAGGUCUCAAUCGCGUGAGAACAGUCCUCGAUAAGGGCGAGGUCGCUCUCGGUGUGUGGCAGCUGUUACCCGGUAGCAAUAUGUCUCGCACUCUAGCAAGAGCUGGAUAUGAUUGGGUUCUGGUGGACUGUGAACAUGGAAAUAUCGAUGAUGCCGCAAUGCAUGAAGCCGUCCCCGCUAUAACCUCAUACGGCGUGAGCCCGAUUGUUCGUGUCCCGGACUUCCAAUCCUGGAUGAUCAAACGUGCUUUGGAUGCAGGUGCACAUGGAGUACUCGCACCUCUUGUGCGGACAGUGGAAGACACAAAAGCUUUCAUUGAAGCCUGUCGAUUCCCUCCACAAGGCAAGCGAGGUUUUGGCUCGCCAUUCCCCAUGGACCGGUUUGGUCGAAAUGUAACAGCUACGCAAUAUCUCACCGAGGCCAAUGCCAACCUCCUGCUUUCUGUUCAAGUCGAGACCAAGGAAGCAUUCGAGAAUGUCGAUGCCAUCGCUGCCGUUGAUGGUCUCGACUUGUUAUUUGUUGGACCCUUCGAUCUGGGCAACGGAAUUGGCCACCCUGUGCUGGGAGCUACCUUUGCGCCUGAACUCGAACGGGCUAUUGAGAAGAUCCUGGCUGCUGCUCACAAAGCAGGGAAGAAAGCCGGGAUCUAUUGUGCGAACGGAAAGCAGGCAAAGAAAUAUGCCGAUUUAGGGUAUGACUUAGUUAACGUCAUUACUGAUGUUGGUGCUCUGACUAGCUCCCUGGCGAGUGAGAUGGAAAUUGUGACUCAGAAAGCAGGCAAGACUGCCUCGGGUCCAUAUGGUAGUUAA